Molecule: messenger RNA, 1404 nt
Organism: Cladophialophora carrionii CBS 160.54
Lineage: Eukaryota; Fungi; Ascomycota; Eurotiomycetes; Chaetothyriales; Herpotrichiellaceae
Exons: 6
Coding region: 1-1404 (467 amino acids)
Biological process (GO): small GTPase-mediated signal transduction; vesicle-mediated transport; protein transport
Cellular component (GO): cytoplasm
Molecular function (GO): Rab GDP-dissociation inhibitor activity
Source: RefSeq, a predicted model, not a curated record
AUGGAGGAGAUUGCCCCAGAGUAUGAUGUUAUCGUCCUAGGCACAGGCUUGACGGAAUGUGUGCUCUCCGGCGUACUCUCCGUCAAGGGCAAGAAGGUCCUCCACAUCGACCGCAACGAUCACUAUGGCGGGGAAGCCGCAUCUGUAAACAUCGAGGCUCUGUUCAAGAAAUAUGGCUACAACAAAGGUGAAGAGCCGUGGAAGAAGUACGGUCGCGUGAACGACUGGAACAUCGACCUCGUUCCCAAGCUUCUGAUGGCCAAUGGCGAACUCACAAACAUCCUGGUCUCGACUGAUGUCACGCGAUACCUCGAGUUCAAACAGAUUGCCGGCAGCUUCGUACAGCAAGGCUCAGGACCUCGAGCCACCGUCGCCAAAGUCCCCUCCACCGCAGCUGAAGCACUAAGUUCGCCGUUGAUGGGCCUGUUCGAAAAGAGGAGAGCAAAGAAAUUCCUAGAAUGGGUGGGUGCCUUCGAAGAAAGCAACCCAGCAACACAUAAUGGGUUGAACCUCAACCAAUGCACCAUGAAAGACGUGUACGACAAAUUCGGCCUGGAAGCCUCAACGCGAGACUUUAUCGGCCACUCAAUGGCCCUGUACUCAACCGACGAUUACAUCAACUCACCCGGCCAAGCCAAAGAAACCGUCGAGCGGAUUCGGCUGUACGCCAACUCGAUGGCACGCUAUGGCAAAUCCCCCUACAUCUACCCACUGUACGGGCUCGGAGAACUCCCCCAGGGGUUUGCUCGUCUCUCCGCUAUCUACGGCGGGACAUAUAUGCUCAACACCUCGGUCGACGAGUUUCUCUACGACGGGUCCAAAAUCUCAGGCAUAAAAGCCACGAUGCGCGACCGCGGGGACGAAAACGAAGAAGGAAUGAAGUUCACCACGAAGACGAAGAUGAUCCUCGGUGACCCAUCUUACUUCCCCGGCAAGGUGCAGGUGGUAGGGCAUCUCUUGAAGGCGAUCUGUAUCUUGAACCACCCACUCGAGAAGACCGGCGAUGCCGAUUCGCUCCAACUCAUCAUCCCGCAAUCCCAAGUCGGCCGCAAGCACGACAUUUACAUCGCCAUGGUGUCCUCCGCCCACAACGUCUGCCCCAAGGGCUACUACAUCGCCAUCGUCAGCACCAUCGCCGAAACGUCGGCUAACCACCAUCUCGAACUCCAACCCGGCCUCGAAAGGCUGGGCAGGAUCGAAGAGAAAUUCAUGGGUCCUCCGAUCCCGUUGUACCAGCCGCUCGAGUCUGGUGUGAACGAUCAGAUCUUCAUCUCCAACUCCUUCGACGCUAGUAGCCACUUCGAGACAGUAACGGAGAAUGUGCGCGAUCUGUAUAGACGGGCCAUGGGCGAGGAGUUGAAGGUCGAGGGAUUGAGGGAGGGACAGAGUCUAGCGGAGGAGUAA